AUGUCUGUUCCAAUCGUCAAAGUCCCAGGGACUACGGGUCUUGGUCUCAUGAACUUCACGUGGAAACCCACACCCACCAAAUUCGAAGAUGCUUUCAAGAUCAUGCUGCAAGCGAUCGAACAGGGUGCAACUUUCUGGAAUGCAGGUGAGUUUUACGGAAUGAAUUCUUCUGAAUUGAAUCUAGAAUUGUUGCAAGCCUUCUUUGCAAAAUAUCCUGAGACCAGGUCAAAGGUUGUUAUCUCGGUCAAAGGAGGACUGAAGCAAAUGAUUCCGGACAGUUCUCGUGAGAACCUCAUCAAAUCCGUUGAUAACAUCAUCAGGUUUUUUCCAGGUAACUACAUUGACUUGUUUGAGCCAGCGAGAUUGGACGGUAAGGUACCUAUCGAGGAAGUCGUUUCUACGCUUGCUGAGCUGGUCAAGGCAGGCAAGAUUCGUGGUAUUUCUCUCUCUGAAGUCAAUGCUGAAACGCUACGCAGGGCUGCCAAAGUCCACCAAAUUUCGGCCGUUGAGGUGGAGUUCUCGCUUGUUACCAGAAACCCUCUCGAGAACGGCCUCCUCAAGACUGCUUUUGAAAAUAACGUUACUGUUGUGGCCUACUCACCACUUGGCCGUGGUUUCUUAAGCGGUCAUCUGAAGAGUCUAGCUGACCUACCUGAAAACGAUAUCAGGCGCCAUAUGGAUAGAUUCAACACAGAGGAGUACUUCAAUCACAACCUAAAGUUUUUGGAGAGACUCGAGCCAAUCGCCGCCAAGAAGGGUAUAACUUUGGCCCAACUUGCUCUGGCAUGGGUCAGAUAUUUCUCAGGGAAGCCUGGGUUCCCCCAAGUGAUUCCUAUUCCAAGUGUAUCUACUUCAGUGGAAAGACUGAUUGAAAACGUUACUGAUGUCGGACUGACCGAGGCUGAGUUUAAGGAGGUACAAGAAGUUGUUGACUCUUUUGAAAUCAAGGGCGGAAGAGCCAAUGCCAUGAUGGAGACUUUCAUGGAUAUGUGA
Kuraishia capsulata CBS 1993 is the source of this 993-nucleotide messenger RNA. RefSeq lists its product as uncharacterized. The transcript has a single exon. NCBI's taxonomy places the organism in Eukaryota, Fungi, Ascomycota, Pichiomycetes, Pichiales, Pichiaceae. Gene Ontology annotation, cellular component: cytoplasm. Bases 1 to 993 code for a protein of 330 amino acids. The record is from RefSeq and is a predicted model, not a curated record.